Messenger RNA from Alligator mississippiensis (American alligator), 5510 nucleotides. It is a transcript of the gene GPR20, whose product is annotated as G protein-coupled receptor 20. Gene Ontology annotation, cellular component: membrane. The transcript is spliced from 4 exons. Bases 658 to 1731 code for a protein of 357 amino acids. Gene Ontology annotation, molecular function: G protein-coupled receptor activity. NCBI's taxonomy places the organism in Eukaryota, Metazoa, Chordata, Crocodylia, Alligatoridae. The record is from RefSeq and is a predicted model, not a curated record. Gene Ontology annotation, biological process: positive regulation of Rho protein signal transduction; phospholipase C-activating G protein-coupled receptor signaling pathway.
UGGGAAAGGCAGAGAGAUGCACUGCAAAAUCCUGGUUUGUUCUGGGGAGGUGAGGAGCGAGUUAUUCGUUGCCUGUAUGGUGCAGCGGUUGCUUGCUGGCUUCCUGCAUCUUGAGCCAAUUAAUUCGCCAUGCCGGCAGAGCUCAUCUCCCCAAAGAGGUAGGAAAGCUGACCCAGAGAGAUGGAUGCAGCGAUGUAUAUGGGGGCAGCGGUGAAGAACUAGUACCGUACGGAAAGCUGAAGUCUUUCUCGGCAUCUCUAACACUUCAUAAAUUGCAAGCAGGCUGAAGGCAGAGAGCCAGAUACUCUUGCAGAAAAUCUGAACACUGAAGACAAGUGGAAAUUUUUUUUUUUUUUAGUGUUUUUUUUUCCCCUCUUGGUUCCAAUGCUAUAUUUAGAAGAGAGCAAGAAAGAUCAAGCUUUUCUUCAUAGACCGUAGACACUCCAGUGUAUUCUUGCUCCUGGUAACAGAUGUCUCCUUUUGGGACAGUGCUCAGUUCCACGGAGGGAUUUUCCUAACCUCAGCUCCUCCGAGGUAGAAGAGGAAAUCAGGUCAGAGCUACCUGAUCUGAAAUCCAGACCCGGGCAUACAGAAUAGCAGUAAGGAAUCGAGAGUAAGGAAGCUCACACUUACCGCAAGGUCACCAGAGCACUGACCAUGCCGGCCACAUCCACCCAAGUGCUGGGCCUCAGCCUUGUCAACUCCACCAGCACGCCCAACAUCUCAGAUGAGAAGAGCUUGUUCUAUAAGUUUGUCCGCCUGGAUUACGAACUAUACGAAGACUUUUACGGCUUAUGGAUCUCUUUGAUGGUCAUCAAUUCCAUCAUUUUCCUGGUGGGCGUGGUGCUCAACAGCUUGGCGCUGUAUGUGUUCUGCUUCCGCACCAAGACAAAAACCACCUCUGUCAUCUACACCAUCAACCUGAUUGUGACUGACCUACUGGUGGGCUUCUCCUUGCCUGUCCGGAUCAUCAUGCACUACAGUGCAAGGGACUGCUUGAAAUGCUCUUUUGUUCACAUAUUCGGCUACUUCGUCAACAUGUACUGCAGCAUUCUCUUCCUGACGUGCAUCUGUGUUGACCGGUACCUGGCCAUCGUGCAGGUGGAAGCGUCUCGGAAGUGGAGAAAUCCCACCUGUGCCAAGGGGAUCUGUGUCUUCAUCUGGAUCUUUGCCACGGUGGUGACAUUCUCCGUCUUGAUCAUGGCAAUAAAUUAUGCCCACUGCUGCCUUGCCAAAAUCUUGGCCUUGAUGGUCUGUGAGUACUUCUUCCCGCUUGUCAUCAUCACCUUCUUCACCACUAGGAUCAUGUGUGCGCUGUCUAAACCCAGCCUCAUGCACCAGAGCCGGGAGAGACGGAUGAGGGCUGUACAGCUCCUUAUCACCGUCCUCAUCAUCUUCAUGAUCUGCUUCACUCCUUUCCAUGUGCGCCAAGUGGCUAUUUCCAUCAACCCAGACAUGCCCGAGAGCAUCAGCCUGGUAACUUACCACGUGACGGUGACACUGAGUAGCCUCAACAGCUGCAUGGACCCAAUCGUCUACUGUUUUGUCACCAACAACUUCCAGUCGACCAUGAGAAGCAUCUUCAGGAAGGCCGAGCUGGAGCAAACCAGCAUGGACAUCAUCAGUAUGAACAAGAAUUCCAAGGGCUCGGGCACAAAUGCAAUCAUCGCCUUCUCAAACACGAUCGGGAGCCCUCUGAGCUUGCCUUCCCCAAGCAGCACACCUAUCUAAUAAAGGGGGCAUAGUGCAGUAGGCUGGCACACGGUCGCUGGAAUACCGCUGGGUUGUACAGUCCUAUUGUCCUUGACCUUGUGUUGUCUAGUGGGACGUUUAGACCGGUUGUGUUGGAAUUUCUUCCUCAAGAACACGAUGCUCUGUUUGGAAAGAGGAGCUCUCAUGCUGUUCAUGCCAAUGCAAAAAAUAGUCUGUGACUGACUGCACAGGGCAGGAACGCUCUUUUUGCAUUUGAACACAAACGUCUUCCUCGUGCCAAAUCCAGUUCUGUCGGUGGUUUUGUUUACUGUUUCACACCGGGAUGUGUGACACUCGGGCGCAGAAGAAGGCCGUGUUUCCUGUGAAAGCCUUCCCACCUUGAAACUGUUGCUCUUGAGAAACAGAGAUGUUGCUGAGCUCUCCACUGGUUGAGUGACUGCCAAGAUUUUAGAUGCCAUGCAAGGAAGUGGAGAGGGACAAAGAAAGCCCAUGAGCAGCAAUUCAAAUGUCUCUGAAAUGUGCCUGGACUUUAUGGAAGAUACUGUAAAGCAAAAUAGUAAUAAUCCCUGACAAUGCAACGAUAAGGAAAGGAAGUGUUUGGUUUUUAUAUCUAAUAUAUAUAUGUGCAAGGAUUUUUUAUUCUGUUUGUUGGUGUUUAGUAUGUUCUGUACUCAGAUUAGUCAUGGGAAUCGCAGGUUUCCCUAAAUCUCAGACGGGCACAGAAAGAGUCUGUACAAACUGAUGUGAUUCCCUAAAAACUCUACCUACUCCUCUUGCUGCAAUAAUGAUGACAAACAGGACCAACAUAUUAAGUUGUAUUAUAUUAGGAUUUGCUAUUCUAACUCCCGCCCUGGUUCUGUCUAACUGGGCAUCUGUCCUGCUGAUUCAAAUAAGGAAAUUAAAGGGAAAGGAAAAUCCACCUUAAAUAUGGAGGUUGAAAGUCACCUCCGUGCAAAGCCACACGCAUGAUUUAACUCCCCAUGUUUGGGAUUUAAACAGUGCUCUAGUCUCUCUGCAGACCUUCCCUACAAUGCUAUAUUAUUUCUCCCCUGUCUUGCACCAUUAAAAUAAGGUAAGCAUGAAAUAGCAUCUCAAAGAAACAGCAAGAGACAAGAGUCUGAAUGCAAAAUGCCAUCACGAUGAUGAUGAUGGUGGAAGUUGCAGUUGGAAAAAUAUUCUGUUGAUUCCAGCUGGCUGCAAAUGUUUUUCAAACAGAUCAGUGGAUCUCUACUGCUCCACCAGUUCCUGGUCUAAUCUCCUCCAAGCUGAAGAUGAUGGAUGGAAACCAAUGAAGAGUAUUUUAAGAAUCUGAAUGGAGGUUACUGGGAUUUCCAUUAGAGAGUAUACUGUUCUUCAGGACGGCUGCUUCAUUCAGGACCUGAGUUUGAAAACAAUCAGCUUUGGAUAACGUGACUGUCUACAUAGCAUAAGGAUGUUGCCAUCAGCUCUUCUGAGAGCUUCAUGAAGCUGCCAGCACCACCUCCUCCCUGAUGGCUGAAGUUGCCGCUGCCUCCAGCCGGGGGAGCAGAGAGAGCAUCCGGCUGCAAGAGCCCCCCACCGAGCAACCCCAGUCCUGUGAAGAGGAGCUGCGCCUCGCUGCUGGGAGCUGAGCUGGCUGCACAAAGCUGGAGGGGCAGCAGGUCAGAGGAGCGUGGGCCAGUCCCACUAGGAGCCUGACAUCUGUCCAUGCAGCUGACUUAGGCCCCUAAGGGCAGCUUUCAUGGCGAGACACCUCUCAGUCUUCUCCAAAGGCGCUGGUGGUGAUGGUGGUGCUAAUGUCUGGCAUGGUUUCAGUGGAAACAAGACACUUGAAUAAUGCUGAGGAUCUGGGCCUGAGCCCAAAAGCUAAAAUAAUCAUUUGUAACUUCAGCAUCUUGCUACCAUCACCAAGCCUAUACCAUAAAGAGUAAGGGAUUCCCUACAAGGGAUGAGCUGCAUAAAAGAAAGACCUUUGUAGCAUGGCCAUGCAUUUCACUGGAGCUCUGAGCUUCACACUGCUUGAGUUUGCUAGGGGGAAGAGGGUUUAAUUCACCUAAGGUCUCCAAAUGGCAACUGGUGUCAGUGAAGCAGGCUCUUCCCUUCCUGCCCAUGUGCUAAACCAGAGGAUGUAUGUAAAAUGUCAUGUGUGUUUAGAUGUGAUAUAAACAGAUCGCUCUUGCAAGACCUCCUCUUAAAUGUAACGCAGUAGAACCCGGAUUGUCCACAUCCAGGAGGUUUGGGACCCGCAUAAGUCACAGCCGGUUGUUGCCCAAGGGACAAGGUGCUGAAUUGUUUGCUGCGGCUGUGCGUUCAAAAGGCGCCGCUCCUCCGAUCAGCUGGAGCUGAGCAGUGAUCCCAGGCCGCUGAUUGGAAAAGCAACACCCUUUCAAAUAAAAGCUACAGUAAACAGCUGGAGCAUUUCAGUGACCCUGUGCAGCUGUUUGCUGCCAAUAAAAUCCUCCGGAGACUUCCCAACUGCUCAUCUUUGCAGGGGAGUGAGGAACCUCAUGCUGGGAAGAAUCCGGGUUCAACUGCAGUAGCCGCUGCAAUCAGCGGCUGCCAAUGCCUGUCAUGGGACAGGGAUGUACAAUCGUUUGUAAUGCUCGGGAGGCAGGGGCCGUCCCAUCAGGAGGCAGGGGCCAAGUAUUAAAGUUCAGUGAGUUCCUCCCAAGCGCGUCCCGCAUUCCUUACAUUUCGAAACAGCACCGCCUUCAGUGAGGGAUUUUUCUUGAAGAGUCAGGAUUUCAGUUAGGGGAGCCGGAGCUUUCCAGCCUUCAGCAAUGACCAAGAUGAGCUCAACGGCCAGAUGUGUUCCCAGCUGGAGACCCCCCAACUCCAAAAGCCAGGUCUCCCAGCACACCAGCUUCCUCUGGGACACGUAACACAAGCUGUGCUCCCCGCACCCAGGCAUCUUCUUCCGCCCAGUUCCUUCCGACGAGGAAAUGGAAGAGCAAUGCACUACGCUUUGUCAAAGCACAUGUUUGCCUUCCUGUCCCUUGGUCUCUGCUUCCUCGCAGAUGCAUGGAGGAUUUAUGCAUAUGCACCCCCUUAGCUCGCCUGGCGUGUAUGAGUCACAUUUUUAACCUCAUCUCUUUUAACAGGAGUGCUGGGUGCUCGUGCAUCCUCUCAGUAGUGGAGCCUGCAGUCUUCUCAGGCAGUGAAUCAUUCGAACAUCGUGCAGAGGUCUGGCUCACGACCAAAGCCCCUUAGCACUAGGAGCUGUACGCUCGGAGAGGUAGGCACACUGCACUCUAACAUGAGGAGGGCUGAGGAUGGGAAACAACGCAGAACAAACAAUUAUUACCAGCUCUAUAUUUCAUAUACCUCAGCGUGUGUUUUAUCAUUUCAACAAUAAACAUUGUCCUGCCCGCUAGCCUACCCACAAUGUGUUGGCCGAUUUCUUGGGAGUGUCACAGCAGAAACAGGUCUCAGGGGAGUAUUUUCUCAAGAAGGAGAGGGCCGUAGCUGCAAGGCUCAAUGCAGGGAGCAAUGACAGAUGUAAGAAGGGAAGAGCUCUCUGGGAUGUCUGUGGGUCAAGCAGACGAAUGGGCUAUUGGGACUAGCAUCACUUCGUGUAGCAGAGCAGAGGGAGUCAGAGCAAUGAAAGACAAGCUGAAAGGGGCAGAGCCAUGUGGGUCACAAUGGUGUGGUGCAGACAGUCAGUGGAAAAGGGGGGACAGUGGUACCAGGAUUGCUCACUAGUAUAGGAUUAGGGUGUCUACAGCUUCACUUACACCUACCCGGCCUUACCAGCUCCUGUGACUUUAUCAUGCAUCCCACCACUGUUGGUGCUUUUUAUAUUAACUCCAUUUUUUAUG